Volvox carteri f. nagariensis is the source of this 1317-nucleotide messenger RNA. RefSeq lists its product as uncharacterized. The transcript has 6 exons. NCBI's taxonomy places the organism in Eukaryota, Viridiplantae, Chlorophyta, Chlorophyceae, Chlamydomonadales, Volvocaceae. The record is from RefSeq and is a predicted model, not a curated record. The coding region runs from base 1 to 1317 and encodes 438 amino acids.
AUGUCCGCUGCUGCAGGCGCUCGCGUGGCUGGCGCCAUGCGAGGCUGUGCCAGACCGCCUGCCCACUUGACGUCAGCCUCGCUAUCAUCGCAUGUCCAGUUUUGGCCCAUGCGCCAGCCCAACCGCACGACCUUCGAAACUCUAGUCACACAGCCGCGGCAACUGCAGCAGCAGCCUCUUCCUCACCUUAGCUACAUCACCAGCCCGCACAUCCCGCCGCCGCCACCACAACAUCUGCGCUCAUUAAUCCUUUGUACCGCUUCAUCAAAGUCCAGUGGGGCUUCUCAGGCCGCCCAACGCAGCGCGGUGGAGCCACGCUUGCCGACCACAGCUACUGACCCACGGGACGAUCCUGAGGGCGCCAGUAGCAGCAGUAGCAGCCGUAGUAGCAGCAGUAGCACCCGGCGGCUUCAGGGGCGCACUGCCGUCCCGGCAGCGACAGACGGGCCCUCCUGGCCAGCUGACGGCCGGCCGGACAGCGAGGACCGCCGCUCCAUCACGUUGCCGGAUGGUUUUCGUGACAGAGCUCACCAACAAGAGUCGACAGCGGCUGACUUGGGUGGUGGUGCUGCUGCUGAGGAGGAGGAGGAGGAGGAGGGGGCAGGUAGUGGUGGUGAUGGUGGUACGGAUGGGGAAGGAGAGUACGACGAAGAUGAAUACGACGAGGAUGGCGAGGAUGAGGACGAGGGCGAUGACUACGCGGGGUCGUUCUUGGAGCCGGAUGACGCCCCGCGGGAGGUCGCCACGGGCGGCACGACCUGGGGGGAGGUGGUGCUCAGAGCGGCACAGGAGGUGCUGGCGAAGCCCCCCAUGAAGGGUUUGGAGCUGUACCUCUUCCGGGCGUUACCCGCCACUCGUAAGGUGGACAUACGUCUGGACAAACUGGAUGACUUGUACGGCUCGCCGUCCAUUGACGACAUCGAACGAUUUCAGCGGGGGCUCCUGGCGGCGCUGGAGCGGGAGAUGGGACCGGAAGCCGCGGGUGAGAUUUCCUUCGAGGUGUCUUCCCCCGGCGCGGAGAGGCUGGUGCGAGUGCCAGAGGAGCUGCCUCGCUUCGCCGAGCUGCCUCUCCAGGUGGAGUACCGCACCCCGGACGGCAAGGAGGUCAGCGCUGUGCUGCUGCUGGCGGGUUUGGACCCCUCGGGCAGCACCAGCUCCUGGCGACUGGCCAACGUGAGAGCCAACGCGACCGUCAAGGGCCGGGCCCUGUCCAAGAAGCAGCUGGGCCAGGUGCUGACGCUGGCGCUGGCGGAUAUCGUCCGGCACCCCCAUCAGGACCUCUUAAAUAAGCCCAGGGAACACCAUUUACUUUGGUGA